CAAUACAAGCCUGGAAGCCUGGAACCCGGCGUCUCCGAGAUGUCCCUGGGGGACUCCAGCCGCCGCAGAGAGGGAACUUCCCGGGGGCCCCACGGCAUCCUAGUUGGCGCCGGGCUCAGGCCCUCAACCCUGCCUCCCUCACGAGGCUUUCCCGGAGGCGGCGAGAGCGUGGCCGGCCCGGAGGAGGCCCCAGCCGCCAGCCCGCUGCUAGAAGACCUCAGGCGGCGGCUGGCGAGCGCCUUCCAGCGGGCGACGCCGCGCGGCGUCUCGAGGCGCUCGCGGGAGGAGGCGGCGGCGGAGGCGGCGCGGGAGGAGCGGAGCCGGGCGCGCGUCGAGAGCGCCCUGGCCGGGCUGCGCGCCGAGCUGGUGAGCCCGCUGGCGGCCGGCUCUCGGGGCCGCCUCUCCUUCGUCCUCUCCCGGGGCCCCCGGCCGCGGGCCGCGCACGCGCCCCACCGAGGGCUUGGGAGGCCGAGCGCCGCUUUUCCCAGGGAGAGGGUGAGGCCGUGCCGCGUGGGCGAGCUGGGCACCGGCCGUCGAUCUUCCCCGACCGUGCCGAUGCUCCUGCCUCCCAGGCAGCAUCCAGGAGGGAAGCGGGGGAGGGGAGGGGUCCGGCAGGGCCCGAGGUGCUGGCUGGCUGUCGAGGGCUGAGUCUACUAGUGACACACCCGAGACCUCCGUCACCACCCCUCCCCAACUUGUUCUAUAUUUUUCUACCGCAUAGAAAGUUCCCUCUAGGGAACUCAUAGUACGUGCAUGUUAUGGGGCUCGGAGGCGGAAGUUUCAAUGAAAUGAAAUCACAGGAUGGAUGGAGCGAGUCCAUCAGCAACUGUUUCUUUUAUUCUGCAAGUUUUAUC
Messenger RNA from Aethalodelphis obliquidens (Pacific white-sided dolphin), 854 nucleotides. RefSeq names its product alanine and arginine rich domain containing protein (gene AARD). The record is from RefSeq and is a predicted model, not a curated record. The transcript has a single exon. Bases 40 to 648 code for a protein of 202 amino acids. NCBI's taxonomy places the organism in Eukaryota, Metazoa, Chordata, Mammalia, Artiodactyla, Delphinidae.